CCGAGUAGCUGAAAUAAUAAAAACUAAAUUGCAAAGAAAACCAAGCCAACUUGAAAAUGGCACAAGAUAUGCUGCUCGACAAUGAGGAGCCCAGCAACAACAAGGAAACAAUCUUGCAGCAGUUCUGCCUGCAGGCAAAGAACGCCACCGGCGCCGCUCUGCUGGACGUCAUAAAGCAAGUGCUGGACGCCCCGAAUGUCUUUGUAUUUGGUGAGCUGCUAGCGGAGCCGAAUGUAGCUGAGCUUAAAGAUGGACCCCACGCCAAGUACUACAACACCCUAAAUCUGUUCGCCUACGGCACCUACAAACAGUUCCGAGCUCAGCAACAGGACUACAUAGAGCUGACACCGGCCAUGCAGAAGAAGCUGCAGCACCUGACUAUCGUCUCUCUGGCCAUUAAAUCCAAGAGCAUUCCAUAUGCCAUCUUGCUAAAUGAACUGGAGAUCGACAAUGUACGUCACCUGGAGGAUAUCAUUAUAGAGGCUAUAUAUGCAGACAUCAUACAUGGCAAACUGUUUCAGAACACACGCAUUCUGGAGGUGGACUACGCCCAGGGGCGUGACAUACCGCCCGGCUACACUGGCAAAAUAGUGGAAACGUUGCAGGCGUGGGUCAAUUCCUGUGAUAGCGUGUCGAACUGCAUUGACAUGCAGAUUAAGUAUGCGAAUGGCGAGAAGGCCAAGCGUCUGUAUAACAGGGACCGCAUUGAGCAGGAGCUCAUCAAUUUGAAGAAGGUGCUCAAGAGCCAGGCCUCCGACAGCGACGAGAGCAUGCAAGUCGACACACACGGCCCGGGCACCAGCGGCAGCAGCGGCAUGAGCCAGUCGGAGGUGCGCAAGAAGCCCUCCAAAAUGAAGAAUCCACGAAGCAGUGCCGUUGGUCUCAAGUUCAGCAAGUGAGUGCAGGCCGGCCGCGUGCCCAGCAAACUGCCCAGGCCCAACGCAGCGCCGCGCGGUAGUUGAUCACUGACACGUCCGGCAUGGAAUGGCAAAUGCAACUCACCUAAAGACUUCGGCAGCAGCAGCAGCAGCAACAGCACUCUACAAACGUUCUGAAACCCAUUUAUUAGUCAUUAAAAUUAUCGCUAAAUAAAUAACACAUAAAAAUAAAAA
This is a messenger RNA of Drosophila navojoa, 1112 nucleotides long. RefSeq names its product COP9 signalosome subunit 7 (gene CSN7). Gene Ontology annotation, cellular component: COP9 signalosome. Gene Ontology annotation, biological process: COP9 signalosome assembly. Lineage: Eukaryota; Metazoa; Arthropoda; Insecta; Diptera; Drosophilidae. The record is from RefSeq and is a predicted model, not a curated record.